AUGGGCCAAGGCUUCUCUCUCGCGACGCCGUAUGCUGGCUCGGCCAGCAUCGAUGUUCCUGAGCUGUCUGACCUUGUGUACGAGCGGAGCCUCGGCACGGCGCGCUUCAUGAAGAGCGUCCGCGCACGGCACCACGAUGGCGUCGUGUUGGUCAAGGUCCUGGCCAAACCCUACACACCCCUGUCGCUCGACAAGUACAAAAAGGAGCUCAUCGCUCAGCGAAAGGCCCUCGCCGAAGUUCCAAACGCACUCCCCUUUCAACGCAUCAUCGAAACCGAGACGAACGGCUACCUCGUCCGUCAGUUCCUCUACAACUCGCUGUACGACCGCAUGAGCACGAGACCCUUCCUCGAAGACAUUGAGAAGAAGUGGCUCGCCUUUCAGCUGCUCUGCGCCCUGCGUGACUGCCACGCACGGGACAUCUACCAUGGCGACAUCAAGUCCGAGAAUACCCUUGUGACAUCUUGGAACUGGCUGUACCUGACUGACUUUUCCUCGCCCAUCAAACCAAUUUUGCUUCCCGAUGACAACCCCGGCGAUUUCUCGUACUACUUUGACUCCUCUGGACGGCGGACCUGUUACUUGGCGCCCGAGAGAUUCGUUGCGCCGGAUGACGUGGGCACGAAAGAGGCCAAGCUCACCUGGGCCAUGGAUGUCUUCAGCGCCGGCUGUGUCAUCGCCGAAGUCUUCCUCGAAGCGCCCAUCUUCACCCUGAGUCAAAUCUACAAGUUCCGCAGGGGCGAGUAUGACCCGGUCAUUUCGCAGAUAAGCCGCAUACCGGACAGGGACGUUCGGGACAUGAUAUCGAGCAUGGUGCAACUUGAUCCUGAGAGACGAUACUCAGCAGAGCAAUAUCUCGACUUCUGGAAGGGCAAGGUCUUUCCAGAGUAUUUCUACAACUUUCUUCACCAGUACAUGGAGCUGGUCACGGACCCUUCUUCGGGCAACAGCCCGAUCUCUGGCGCGUCCAGAAACCUUGGCGAGGCCGAUGACAGGAUAGACCGCAUUUUCCUCGAUUUUGAUAAGAUUUCAUAUUUCCUCGGCUAUCAACCUGGCAAGCGCGACACCCAGGUCGUACCCCUGGCGAGCAAGCUCGGCCUCGGGCAUUUCCCAGUUCGACUCAACAUUCCGAACCAUGAGCAGUACGUGACGGGCAACCCGGAUGGCCCCAAAAAUGACGGCACCCUUAUCUUCUUGACUCUUGUCGUGUCGAGUAUCAGGCAUACGGCUCGCGCGGCUUCCAGGGUCCGGGCGUGCGAUAUCCUGCUUGCCUUUGCUGAGCGAAUACCCGACUUGGCCAAGUUGGACCGGGUGCUGCCUUACUUGGUGCUGUUGCUCGGUGACAAGUCGGACCUUGUUGUCAUUGCGGCGACUCGGUCGAUCACGCAGCUUCUGCAGCUUGUGACAGCCAUUUCCCCUGUCAACGCGCAUGUGUUCAUCGAGUACAUUCUUCCGCGCUUCCAGACUUCGCUUCUCGGCCCCUCCCCACCCGUGAGCCCACUCGUGCGAGCAACGUAUGCCUCGUGCCUCGGAGGCCUCGCGUCAACUGCAUUGCGCUUCCUUGAGAUGGCGGCGACCUUGAAAGCCAACGGUGCUCUGACUGUGGCUGACCCUGAGGUGGAACCAGGCAAAGAAGCAGAGGUAUUGGCUGAUAAUCUCUUCGAUGAUGCUCAGCGCGAACUCUUCUCCAUGUUCGAAGCACACACGAAAACACUGAUCGAAGACACGGAUGUCUCGGUCCGGCGUGCCUUUUUGACAUCGGUUCCGGAGCUGUGCAUCUUCUUCGGCCCGGCUGAGGCCAACGACAUUCUGCUCACCCACCUCAACACAUACCUCAACGAUCGGGACUGGAAACUGAAGUGCGCUUUCUUCGAUGCCAUAGUGGGGAUCUCGCGCUUGUCGGCAGCGUCAGCCUCGAGGAGUUCAUGCUGCCCCCUCAUGCUGGCUAAUCUCGGGCUCUUGUCCCGGGCGAGGUUGUGGGAGCUGAUCGACAUUAUUGGCAGAUUUACAAUGCACCCAAACCAGUGGAUUCGCGAGUCGGCGUCAGAGUUCCUCUCACAGGCGUCCAAGUUGCUGUCGCCGGCCGACAUCAUCGGUAUCGUGCUGCCGCUCAUUCAGCCGUAUCUGAAAACAGACAGGAUACCGGCAUUCGGCGAGCUCGAGCUAUUGGACACCUUGAAACGACCGCUAUCCCGAGCUGCGUUCGACCAGGCUUUGAGCUGGGCGCAGAAGACCAAAAAGAGCAAGUUCUGGACGCCGUCGCAGGAGCUGCGUCCCUCAGUAUCUAGGUCGUUACCCACCAGCCUUGCGACCAAGUCGUCCAAGGACCUGCACGUCAAUACACUCAGGCAGUCAGCGAGGACGACGGAAGACGACCAGUGGCUGGCGAGGCUGAAGAACCUUGGCUUGAGCCACGAAGAUGAGUUCAAGCUCGUAGCGUUGCGAGACUUUAUCUGGCGGCUCAGCCGCACAAAGACCGGCAUUGAGAGUCCCGGCGAGCCUACCACGACUAACGAAGUGGUAUUCCUCCAGAGCCUCGGCAUCACCCGUCAGACGGUCUUCUUUGACCAAGAGCUACCUCAGCAGCUGCCGGAUACGCCUGAGCCGGUCAAGCAAGGGCCCUACACUAUUGCGGACGCACUGCUCGAUGCGUCCAUGACGAUCAACGACUCGGCGAGUAAGAGACGCCUGGCUACCUUGAACAGCUUGAGGACACGCGUGGUUGAAGGGCCUCCCUCUCGUGACGUUUCGCGCACACGACCGAUUGACACAAAGAAGAGGUUAGGGACGGGUCAAGGGAGCCUUUUGACCGUCGGCAGCCCAGUUGAUGACGAUUCUUCCGUGAAGGAUCAGCCUUAUGCGUCACGGAGAGCCAUGCGACACCAAGCAAGCGCGUUGAGUCUUCUGGGACGCAAGGAGAGUAAUAAGAGCGUGCCUGAGACGAGCAUGACGGAGACGAAUGCUUUUGGAGAGGUCGAAGGGCCCUUUUCACAGGAUACCGGCGCCCGCCCCGGUGUUGGGGACCGCCAACCGAGUGCGGCGACUCUCAGCGGAAAUGUGAAGGCCAAUCACUCAUACGAGGGCAACGACCCCAGUAUACUGAAGAUGCUCGAUGCCAUGUACGUCAAUGUGUUCCCGCAUGACAUUGUCGAAUUUGGACCACUCGUCACGCCUGUCAGCCGCCGCGAGGCUGUCAACAAGACGACAGGACCCGGGGGCGAGGAGCCAUGGAGACCUACCGGACGGCUUGUGGCGACUUUUGGGGAGCAUGCGGGCGCCAUCAACCGUCUCAUCGCUUCCCCAGACCACGUCUUCUUCCUUACCGGCGGAGACGAUGGCACCGUUCGGGUCUGGGAUACGGCAAGGCUGGAGAAGAAUAUUACCAACCGCUCGAGGCAGAUUCACAAGCACGCGCCUGACGCGCACGUCCUCGCACUGUGUUUCGUGGAGAACACGCAUACCUUCAUCAGCUGCGCCAGCGACGGCAGCGUCCACGUUGUCAAGGUUGAGACAGUGGGCGCCGCCGGGGUUCUGCGAUAUCUCAAGCUGCGCCUGCUGCGCGAGUACCAGCUGCCGCAGGGCGAGCAUGCCGUGUGGUGUGAGCAUUUCAAGAUGGACGCCAGCUCAGUCUUGAUGCUGGCGACGAACAGAUCGAGGAUCCUGGCCAUUGACCUGCGGACCAUGUCGCUGCUGUAUGUGCUGGAGAACCCGGUACAUCACGGCACACCGACGUGCUUCUGCAUCGAUCGCAAGCGUAACUGGCUCUGCGUGGGCACGUCGCACGGCGUCCUAGACUUGUGGGACCUGCGCUUCAAGAUGCGCCUCAAGGGCUGGGGCGUGCCGGGCAAGAGCGCCAUCCACCGCGUCUGCGUGCAUCCUAGUAAGGGCCGGGGCAAGUGGGUCUGCGUUGCGGGCGGUACGGGCCAGGGCGAAGUCACGGUGUGGGACCUUGAGCGCACGACAUGUCGCGAGAUCUACCGGGUCGGCGGCGGCAGCAAGGAGGCGCUGAGGGGCUACGAGCCGUGGCAGGUCGACGAGGACAGGGUCGAGGGCAUGCUGGGCCGGUAUGCGACCAACAUCGAGCCGAGCGGCGGCGGCGGCAGCCACGGCACGGCGGACGGCGGCGUGCGCGCCAUGGUCGCGGGUACGGCGGUCGGCGAAGACACACGCGACGUGCGGCACGCAUUCAUCGUGACCGGGGGCUCGGACAAGAAGUUGCGGUUCUGGGACCUCGCGCGCGUCGAGAACUCGACCGUCUACAGCGGGCUCACGGCCGAGGAACAAAGGCCCGUGUUCACGGCGUCUCAGCCGACGGCGGCGCUGACGGUCAAAACGGAGAGGAUCCCGCGUGCGGCGCCCACGGCACCCAAUGCCGGGGCUGGGCGUGAGAAGAACGGUGCGGGCGGCGGUGGCGGGCGCAGCUCGCGGUCCACGGUCGUUUCGGUCCAGCAGCAGCAGCUCCUCAAGGCGCAUCUCGACUCGAUUACGGACGUGGCCGUGUUGGAGAUGCCCUAUUGCAUGACGGUGUCUGCUGAUCGGUCUGGGGUCGUGUUCAUCUUCUCAUGA
Molecule: messenger RNA, 4566 nt
Organism: Verticillium alfalfae VaMs.102
Lineage: Eukaryota; Fungi; Ascomycota; Sordariomycetes; Glomerellales; Plectosphaerellaceae
Product: phosphoinositide 3-kinase regulatory subunit 4
Exons: 3
Coding region: 1-4566 (1521 amino acids)
Biological process (GO): protein phosphorylation; protein targeting to vacuole; macroautophagy
Cellular component (GO): phosphatidylinositol 3-kinase complex, class III, type II; late endosome; nucleus-vacuole junction
Molecular function (GO): protein serine/threonine kinase activity; protein binding; ATP binding
Source: RefSeq, a predicted model, not a curated record